ACUGCUUUAAUAGUCUAAGAUAACCAACCAGAGUUGUUUAUUUGGCGUUGCGACAUUGCAGAUACGUAAAGCUGCUCGUCUACCGCACGUCACAUGAGAAACCCGACCUGGAAAGAUGCAGGCAGAAAAUGGAAAACCCACCACGGUGAGCUCGGUCUCCAAAGAAUUGGAAGCCGCGGCUGACGCCGACAUGGGUCGCUUAGACUCUCAAGCUGAUCUUAUGGCGAGUGAAUUGAAUGAGCGCGGUAACUGGGGGGGCCAGAUAGAGUUUAUUUUAACCUGUGUCGGCUAUGCCGUAGGUCUGGGAAAUGUAUGGCGCUUUCCAUACCUAUGUUACAGGAACGGUGGAGGAGCCUUUAUUCUCCCAUACUGCAUCAGCUUGGCAUUUGUGGGUCUACCCUUAUUCUUCAUGGAACUUUGUUUUGGCCAGUUUGCCAGUCUUGGGCCUAUUACUAUUUGGAAAAUUAGUCCUCUGUUUAAAGGUCUCGGCUAUGCCAUGGUGAUGGUGUCUCUAAUCAUGGGUCUAUACUACAACGUUAUCAUUGCCUACUGUAUUUACUACUUCUUCGCCUCCAUGACGGCCAAUUUGCCGUGGUCUUCUUGUGGGAAUCCUUGGAACACUAAAGAUUGCUUAGAAGUUGGCCAAGGCGUUUCGACGAACACGACCAAUAUGACCACAACUGUCAGUUCUGCAGUGACCACCACUGCUAGUUCUUCAAUGACGACAAUGCUUAUGAACGCUACCAAUACCAGUUCCCGUAUAUCGCCCAGCGAGGAAUACUUCUACCGUAAAGUCCUGGAGAUGACUGAUGGGAUAGACAACUCAGGGGGUCUCAAAUGGGACCUUUCCCUGUGCCUUCUGCUGGCCUGGCUGAUUGUGUUCCUGGUCCUGAUCAAGGGAAUCCAGUCCCUAGGGAAAGUUGUCUAUUUCACCGCCAUUUUUCCCUACAUCAUCCUUACCAUUCUCCUUGUAAACGGCGCUUUGCUGCCGGGAUCUGCUGAAGGCAUUCGAUAUUACAUGUCGCCUAAUAUUACACGUCUUGCAGACAUUGAGGUAUGGAGUGACGCAGUCGUUCAGAUUUUUUAUUCUCUCAGCGCAUGCUCAGGAGGGCUGGUAGUGAUGGCAAGCUACAACAAAUUCAACAACAACUGCUUCAGGGACGCACUGAUUGUGCCUCUUAUUAACUGUGGCACAAGCAUAUAUGCCGGGUUUGUCAUCUUCUCCGUGCUUGGCUACAUGGCGCAUAUAUCUGGAAAAGAGGUGGCUGAUGUGGCUAGUCAAGGUCCUGGUCUUGCCUUCAUCGUGUAUCCAGAGGCCAUAUCCACGAUGCCGUUGCCGACGCUGUGGGCCAUUCUGUUCUUUUUCAUGAUGAUGCUGCUAGGUUUCAGCUCCCAAUUCUCCAUAGUGGAAUGCGUAUUGAGCAGCAUAAUGGAUGAUUACGCACAUAUUCUACGCGUUAAUAAAAAGAGGGAAAUUCUUAUGCGCGGUGUCGCGUGUGGUUUGUUUUUCUUGCUCGGUUUGCCCAUGUGCACAAAGAGUGGCCAUUUUCUAUUUGACCUAGUGGACACGUAUAUUGGCGGCUUCCCGCUACUGUUUGUUGGCUUAUUUGAAUGCAUAGUGCUGCAGUGGGUGUAUGGAUGGGACAGGUUUUCUGAGGACGUCAAAAUGAUGCUUGGCAAGAAACCUAACAUAUAUUUCCGGAUUAUGUGGGUUUACGUUUCACCAUUUCUCAUGUUUGCUGUCAUAGCAUUCAAGUUCGUUCUGUUGAAACCACACGUGUACCAGGGCUACAUUUACCCUGUAUGGGCCCAGGCCAUGGGAUGGAUGAUUGCAUUUACUCCUAUCGCCCUCAUCCCCGGCUGGUUCCUUGGCAGAUUCUGCUACGACGGCGGCUUCCAGGCCUUGAAGAGCUCUGCAUCACCGCAAGCUGACUGGGGACCUGCAAAUGCGGAAGACCGCGAAGGGUCAAAGUACGACACAAAAUCCAAGGCAAAAGCGCUCUAUGGCAAUGGUUCAUCCAACCCUGCAUUUGAUCAAUAUUCCUACGAAUAACUCUCAACCACAGAACUUUUGUAUGAGUAAAAGAUACUUUGAAGAUUCGAGAACUCUUGGACAAACUCACCGUUUUCUUGUUAGCAUGGAAAUAUAACACCCAUGUGGCUUUGAUGAGGAGCUUUACUUGCUCUUGAAAAAGCGUGCAUUUAAAGAGUGAAUAGUGUGGGUUUAUUUUAUGCCACUAGAGAUCAAGAUAUUCUACAAACUAUUCUACACGGCGACUUGUAUGUUCUAAAAGUGGACACAUAUACCUGUAUUCUUUAUAAAUGUACAAACCAACCAAAGCCGUUUGUAAUUAUUAUUCAGCAUACUCCAUUCUCGUCAAUAACGAUUAUUGUGAGAAAAUUAAAGAAACGUCCCCUUUGAUUCUAAUGUGUUGUCCUUAAAAGAUUAAAACUAUUUAAUGUAAUAUCAAUUUAUAUGUCUGUGUGGUUUAGUAAAACAUAUUGAAUCACAGAAAGCUUGAUCAAAUAUUUACUUUUUUUGCAAAAGAAAUAUAAAUUGAAGUAUAAUGCCAGGUGGCCCAAAAUUUGACGAAAAACCAUACCUGACGUCAAGGGGGGCCCAGGGUCGGGACAAGUUGGCACACUGUACAGCUAGUAUUCCAUGUAAAUGCCCUGAAAUGUAUAUGUACACAUUUGUAUUUCAUUAAACUGAUUUUUAGAGUCUUUGAUAAAUUAGUAGUUCAAACGAGGUAGAUAUAUUAAGGUUUUUACCCUACCUAAUGGAAACUUGCCGUAUGAAACGUGAUGAGCAGUGUUCCAUACGGAUAUAUAACACGAGUGCCUUGCACUGUCUUAUAAUUUCAGCGUUUAGCAAUUUUACCUGUCGACCAGACAUGUCCUUAAAAUGCCACCAAAGGUCGUAUAUUUUAAUAUACAUUAAAAUGCCUUCUUUUCAGUCAAUGCCGACUUUAUGUUCGAACAUGUAAAACAUGAAGUUAGAAGAACAUUUGGCGAGUAACAAUAUGUAUUUUAUUGUCUAGACAUUUUGUUAGAAACAAAUAUCAUUCUUGGGAUAGGAUAAUCAUAAUGAAAGUAAGUUUAAAAAAAACACUGGGUAAAGGAGACCUACGUGUUCAACAAGAAGCUAUGAAAGUUUGGUAAUGAGCAUGACAGUGACACGGAGGCACACC
Molecule: messenger RNA, 3191 nt
Organism: Lingula anatina
Lineage: Eukaryota; Metazoa; Brachiopoda; Lingulata; Lingulida; Lingulidae
Product: sodium- and chloride-dependent glycine transporter 1
Biological process (GO): nitrogen compound transport; amino acid import across plasma membrane; sodium ion transmembrane transport
Cellular component (GO): plasma membrane
Molecular function (GO): amino acid:sodium symporter activity
Source: RefSeq, a predicted model, not a curated record